AUGUCUGGCCCCUUGGGGUCUCAAGGACAGAAUCGGUCUACGCUGGAGCUGGACCGCAUCAUUAGCAGGCUCAACGAUGACUUUGCACUGCAGCUUUGCAAGCCGGAUGUAACACUCUCUCCUCGCAAAUAUCGCGAACGGCAGCGGAGUGAUGAGGAAGCCCGGAUCGACGACAUUUACCAGAAAAUCCAACAGUUGCAUUAUCGAGGAGACAACCGUCCUACCCGGUAUCUCUCUACCAGUCUUCGAGCUCUGCUCCAGGAGCGGCUCUUGAGAAUUCUUCGUGAUAUCAACGGCCUGGAAUCAAAACAAUUAAGCAAGAGAAUGUCCGAAGUGACUGCAAAUCACUCUCAGAAGCGGCCCAAAGGCCAGCCGCCUCACAGGUAUGAACACCAUGAUGCAGUGGAUGCUCUCCCUGUCCGCUCAAGCGGUUCAUUUGCGGACAGUGGUGUCUCAUUAGCCUCUGGAAGUCAUCGAUCUAUCGGAGAAGUUAUUCAACCACUUGCUCAGGAGCCAUCUUUUGAUCAGACUUUUGGUUCAAGCAGAGCUUCUUUCCCGUCUGAAGUCUUUUCCUCAAAGAAUACGCAAGACGUAUCCUUCAUUAGCCAGACGACUGUCGACUCUGGAUAUCAUGACAAGUCAAAUCGCUAUCCAUACUCACAACAAACAUCAGCCGAAUCUUUCUCACAUUCAUUUGGAUUGAGCCAAAGCCGAAACGACGUGCAGCAAAAUUGGAAUUCUCUCCCUAGUAGACCAAACAAACCCACCAACCAGCUGGAGUACCUGGAUGAUUCGCGAUUUAAAAGCCCUUUGCUUUUGUUAGACCGCUCUUCCCAAGAUAGCGUCGGCUCUGUGAGCCAGACGAUUGAUGAAAAACUUGCUAAUAUUUGGCCUAAAUUACCAAUCCCAGCGUUAACACAUGCACCUUUGGCUGUGAUUUGGGAGAUUACAAGAGCCGCUCUUCACUGCAAGGUUUCACUGGACCAAUUCGACCUAUUGUAUGAGCCGAAUGAUAGCUGGCAUGAUCAAAGCAGCUUGAGAGAUACAAUCUCAAACCAUCACUUGUUCCAUGGCAAGAGCUUGCCUCCGUCCAGCGAUCCGGUGGCAUGGCACACAGCACUGGGCGACUUUCAGACCAAAUUUAAGACCGUUACACUCUCGGCAGACUUGGUUUACAACCAAGAUUCGACCGGGCCAUUGUACAGUCUUCAAUUACAUCCGUUGAAACUCGAGCUGGGUCACCGACUGGCGCGCCGAUUCGGUGCCGAUCGCUUCUUGGAAAUUACCAUUCCAUCGCCGUCGGGUUCGGGUUCGGCGGAUGAAGAGCCUGAUGUCCUCAAAAAGGAUCCAAAGAGCCUUGAAAAGAUUGUAGAUUGGCUUACAAAGCCGGAGCAUUACUUUCUUGGGCGGACUUGGAGGCCAUUCUUCGUGCGCAAUGUCAAGGGCAAGAAGAUUUCUGGGACAAACAGAAACACAGCGGUAGACAGAGUCUAUUUCUUUGCUUGUGAUGCUAAUAAUUUCCGCCCUAGUGCAGCUGGUGGCAUCUCGCCGCUGGCAGAAGCGUUGGAGACAAAGGCCCGCACGAAAAUGAAGCUCAGUGGUCUGCUAAAAUGGGCCAUUGGUAUUGACAACGAACGCAACUCGGAACAACCAGUUACCAAACUGUUUUCUCGCCUGGCACUGAGUCUCAGCCGAACGUGGCCAACUGUUAUUCUCGAGAAGCAUCAGAUCAUCAACAAGCCCGAAGAUCUAACGUGUGGUGGCAUGGUAAUGAAUGAUGGAAUCGGCCGCAUAUCGCCAAGUUUGGCCAGGAAGGUUUCCGUGGCUCUUGGGUUGUCUGACUGCCCAAGUUGUUUUCAAGGUAGACUGGGGAGUGCAAAGGGCAUGUGGUUGAUUGAUGUGGAUAGCGAGGAAGACUCCGAGAGAGACUGGGUUGAAACUUACCCAUCACAAAGGAAAUGGAAAUGCGAUUUUGAGGAUCCUCAUCACCGAACUCUCGAGAUACGAAACUGGCCAUCUGAAUUGAGAUCAGCAUCUCUGAAUCAGCAAUUUAUCCCGGUACUAGAGGCGCGAUCACCACAACCCGACGCAAUGCGACGCGCAGUUUCCGAGCACCUACAGAGAGCCCUGCACGCUGACCUUGGUGAGCAAGCUGCCGCCAUGAAAGAACCCAUGAGUCUCCGAUUAUGGAUUCACCAAUCUGGUCCUUCAAAGAAUGAUCGGUCGCUGGAUGGGUCCGCAGGAUUUCUGGCUGGUCUCCCCAAUGACAACGCGGAUAGAGUCGCAUUUUUGCUCGACUCUGGAUUCGAUCAGAGGAGAAUGAAGUAUCUCAGGGAACUUGUCUGGGAGAUGUCCUAUAUUUACAUGGCUGCGGACUUUUCAUCAACGCUUGAAGAAGGAGAGGUGCAUCUCUCCUUUUCCACGAAGUUUCAGGCCGAGGGAUUCUCCGACACGCUACUUGAGAACAUGGAUAUUCUAGUAGCAAGAGCCCCAGCCCAUCUCCCUAGCGACAUCCAGAGAGUCAGGGUAGUAUCUCGACCAGAGCUUCGAAAGCUAAAGGACGUCAUUAUUUUUUCGACUAAAGGAACUAUACCCCUUGCCGAUAAGCUAUCAGGCGGCGACUAUGACGGCGACAUGGCAUGGGUAUGUUGGGAUCAGAAUAUUGUUAGAAAUUUCGACAGUGCUCCCUUGCCUCAGAAAUUGGAUUUCAUCAAGAGCGGAUAUCUUCGCAAGGUGACUACGCAAUUCAAGGACAUUUUGGAUCAGGAUGCCUGUGUAGAGUUCGUAUCGAGAGCAUUUUUGUUCAAUCUACAGCCCUCAUUUCUCGGUCGAUGUACGAAGUAUAAAGAGAGGCUCUGCUAUUUUCAAAAUUCUGUUCAAGAUCGAGAUGCCAUACAUUUAAGCCAGUUGCUUGGCUACUUGGUUGAUCAGAGCAAGCAAGGUAUUGAGUUUACUGAGGAAGAUUGGAAGCAGUAUGCGAAAGAAAAGGGAUCCCGAAGGCCUGAUGCUAAGGGCCGAUUACACAUACUCGAUUACUUGAGAUUUGAUGUCGCUGAUACGGUUAUUGACGAAGUCUUGACCAGCUUCAACAAGACCGUCAAAGCGAAUAACGCCAUACCUUAUGAUGAAGACCUUACAAAGCUCUGCAAUAUAUAUGAGGAGAGGUCAAAAACUUCUGCUGGCUGCAGCCAGCUUCUGAAAUAUUUGCGAGGCAAGAUUAAUGUGCUUCACGACGAGUGGCGUGUCAUCAAGUCUCGAAAUGGCACCGACGACUCCAAGUUUGCCACCAAGGCAGAUUCCAUGUACCAGAGGUGGAUUGAUAUACAGCUACCGGCAGAAUUGCUCGCGAGCGGCGAAUUUCCGGAGCUGGUUCAUGAUUUUAACAAGAAUUCGGCCAUGAGCAACUGGGAACUCCUCAAAGCCUCGACCGCAUUCAAGAACCAUUACAACAAUGGUUACAAAUUCGUCUGGUACAUGGCGGGCAAACAACUAGGUUUCAUCAAAGCGAUGGCGCAUCGUGCCCCAGGAGAGACAUCAAAGGUCAUGGUGAUACCGGAGAUGUGGGGUAUCUUGCGACCGGACAAGAAGCUCAUCACGUCUCUGUCGCUACAGAGAGAGGCUGCUCGAGAUUCGGAGAGCGCGGUGGCACUUGAAGAGGUGUUUGACUUUGACGACAACGGCACUGUUAUUGACGAUGCUUGA
Trichoderma breve is the source of this 3702-nucleotide messenger RNA. RefSeq names its product RNA dependent RNA polymerase domain-containing protein. Gene Ontology annotation, biological process: siRNA processing. Gene Ontology annotation, cellular component: nuclear RNA-directed RNA polymerase complex. NCBI's taxonomy places the organism in Eukaryota, Fungi, Ascomycota, Sordariomycetes, Hypocreales, Hypocreaceae. Gene Ontology annotation, molecular function: RNA-directed RNA polymerase activity. The record is from RefSeq and is a predicted model, not a curated record. The transcript has 7 exons. The coding region runs from base 1 to 3702 and encodes 1233 amino acids.